AAAAGUUGAGAUGCAACUCAGGAUUACUUUAGGUUUGGUUGGGACUUUGACAAGAGAUUCAGUAAAUAUAAAACUGUUACAUUUUAAACUCCACCUGUAAUUUUCUGUUUCAUCACUUGCUCUGUUUCUACCCACCAGAUGUCACAUGUUCACAGGUAGAACACGUGACAGACUGAAUAUAUCUGAGCUAAGAAGAAACUGAAACUAUCAGAAAAUCAGCAGCAGCAGCAGGAACAACCAGAAGAGACCAAAUAUGAGUGAUAAAAUUCAUCUUCUUGAGAAAAUGGAGGUGACUGGAGCAGCUGGACCAGAAACACCAGAACCAGUGGAACCAACUCUCAGAAUGGUUCUUCUUGGAAAAACUGGAGUUGGAAAGAGUGCAACAGGAAACACAAUCUUAGGAAAAAGAGUAUUUAAAUCUUUGCCCGCAUCUUCAUCAGUGACACUGAAAAAUGAGAAAAAAUCAGGAGAUUUCGAAGACCAACUUGUGGAAGUGGUAGAUACUCAAGGUUUCUUUAACACUGAAGGUGAGCCACUAAAGGAGAUGACUGAGAUCAUUAAAUGCAUCUCUCUGUCUGAUCCGGGUCCUCAUGUGUUCCUGGUGGUGAUCCAGUCAAGCAGAUUUACGAAAGAAGAUGAAGAAACAGUCAGAAUGAUCCGUAAUCUUUUUGGAGAAGAAUCAGUCUGUUACAGCAUGGUGCUGUUCACUCAUGGAGACGAUCUGGAGGAUGAAGAUCUCUCCAUUGACGACAUUAUUGAAAACAACAAGACUCUCCAUGACAUCAUCACUCAGUGUGGAGGAGGAUAUCAUGUCUUCAACAACAGAAAUAAAGAUCCAUCUCAGGUCAGAGAUCUGCUGGAGAAGAUCAACAGGAUGGUUCACAAAAAUGGAGGAAGCUACUACACCAAAGAGAUGCUGGAAGAAGCUCAGAGAAUUAAAAGAGAGGAACUCAGGAUUGUCCUAGUGGGGAAAACUGGAGCUGGGAAAAGUGCAGCAGGAAAUACCAUAUUAGGAGGGAAAAUAUUUAAAUCUUGUAUUAGCUCCUCAGCAGUUACAGAAGAAUGUCAAAAAGAAACACUAGUGUUCAAUGGUCAAAUGUUAACUGUAGUUGAUACUCCAGGUCUGUUUGAUACUUCUCAGAAUCAACUACAGGUGAAAGACGAAAUCCUCAAAUGCAUCUCAAUUGCUGCUCCUGGUCCUCAUGUUUUCCUGCUGGUGAUCCAGCCAAACAGAUUCACAGAAGAAGAACAAAACACGGUGAAAAUCAUCCAGGAGAUUUUGGGAGAAGGAUCACAGCAUUACUGUAUGGUGCUGUUCACUCAUGGAGACAAUCUGGAGGAGGAAGUCCUGUCCAUUGACAACCUUAUUAAAACCAACGACCCUCUCCGUGACAUCAUAGGUCAAUGUGGAGGAGGAUAUCACAUCUUCAACAACAGAAACAAGGAUCCAUCUCAGGCUCAAGAGCUGCUGGUUAAAAUCAAGAGGAUGGUUCAAAACAAUGAAGGAAACUGUUACACCAAAGAGAUGCUGGAAGAAGGCCUAAGAAUUAGAAGAGAGGAACUCAGGAUUGUCCUAGUGGGGAAAACUGGAGCUGGGAAAAGUGCAGCAGGAAAUACCAUAUUAGGAGGGAAAAUAUUUACAUCUAGUCUUAGCUUGUCAGCAGUUACAAGAGAUUGUCAAAAAGAAACACGAGUGUUAAACAAUCAAAUGCUGAGUGUGGUUGAUACUCCAGGUCUGUUUGAUACUUUUAAAAGUCAACAGCAGGUGAAAGCAGAAAUCGCUAACUGCGUCUCACUUAUUGCUCCUGGUCCUCAUGUUUUCCUGGUGGUGAUCCAGCCAAACAGAUUCACAGAAGAAGAACAAAACACGGUGAAAAUCAUCCAGGAGAUUUUUGGAGCGGAUUCCAAAGAUUACACUCUGGUUUUAUUCACUCAUGGAGACGAUCUGGAGGAGGACAAAGUCUCCAUCAAAAAAAUAAUUGAUGGCAACAAAGACCUGAAGACUUUCAUUAAUCAAUGUGGUAAAAGAUACCAUGUGUUCAACAACAAAGCUAAAGAUCCAGAUCAGAAAGAUCCAGAUCAGGUCACAGAGCUUCUCAAAAAGAUUGAUCAGAUGGUUAAGAAAAAUGGAGGAAAGGAAAAAUAUUACACCAACCAGAUGCUGCAAGCAGCAGAGGAAGCCAUAAAGGAAGAAAUGGAAAAACUGCAGAAGGAAAAUCCAAACAUGAGUCUUUAUGAAGCCAGAAGAAAAGCUGAGAAGAGCAACAGCUUCAUCCAUGGAGUUUUGGCCUCCGCUGGAAUUGUUGUAGGAGCAACUGGUGCUGGGAUCAUCACUGAAGUUGGUAUUGCUGCUGCUCUUGGAGCUACAUUAGGUCCAAUAGGAGCUGCUGUAGGGGCUGGUGUGGGCUUUGUGAUUGCAGUUACAGGAGCUGUAGUGAAGGAGAAGAAAUUAUGUAAAGUUCAGUGAAUAAUUACAGUAUGGAGUCACCUGAAGGUUAUUUCAGGAAUAAAUCACAAAAUUAAAGUAUCACUAUCAUUUAAUCAUUGUUGUUCAAAGACUUUACAAGAAAUAUUCAUUUUCAAGGUGAUAAAUGUUUAAUUUAGCAUGUCUAUAUAAUCAACACUGAUUACUGUACAUGUGAUUUCUAGGGCGGGUUGUGGAUAGAAAACUGGUGAUAUAGAUAUAUAUAACAUUUUUUGUGGAAUAAUAAAGAAAAUUAAAGAUACGGUGAUUUAAUUUACCACAUCAGAAAUGAAACCAUAGACAUAUAACUGAAAUCUGUUUUGUUGUGUUGGAAGAGUAAAAAUGUAAAAAAAAAAAAAAAGAAAGAAAAAAAAGAGAAAUACUAAUGUAAUCAAUUACUUUGAAGGGGAAGUAUGUCUUAACUUUGAUAAAUAUUUCUGAUUUAAAUGGCAUGUGGGUAGAAUUAAUUGUUUUCUGUUUGAGUUCUGAAAUAAGAUCAAAUAAAGUCACAGAAAAAAA
This is a messenger RNA of Gambusia affinis (western mosquitofish), 2983 nucleotides long. Its product is annotated as GTPase IMAP family member 8-like. The transcript has 3 exons. Lineage: Eukaryota; Metazoa; Chordata; Actinopteri; Cyprinodontiformes; Poeciliidae. Gene Ontology annotation, molecular function: GTP binding. Bases 254 to 2467 code for a protein of 737 amino acids. The record is from RefSeq and is a predicted model, not a curated record.